Brienomyrus brachyistius is the source of this 4819-nucleotide messenger RNA. RefSeq names its product NACHT, LRR and PYD domains-containing protein 3-like. Lineage: Eukaryota; Metazoa; Chordata; Actinopteri; Osteoglossiformes; Mormyridae. The transcript has 11 exons. Gene Ontology annotation, molecular function: protein binding. The record is from RefSeq and is a predicted model, not a curated record. The coding region runs from base 762 to 4028 and encodes 1088 amino acids.
AAGAAGGGGCAAAGUCAAACUUACUGUGUGAUACUCACGUAACUGUUUUAGGAUAAAUGUAAAUCGAUCAGAACAGUUACGAAUGAGUAAUACAGAAAUAUUAAUGAAUAUCAGUAAGGGAAAACCUGUAGCUACUCAGACCAUACAGUUGUACGAGCUCGCCCGAACAUUAUCAGUGUGCGUAUUGAGGAAAGUAAAUUGUGGGAUUAUUGAUUGUUUAUAUGUAUAAGAACGAAUGUGUUUAUCUGUGUGUUAAGUUGUUUCGAAGCGAAUGUAAAUCGACAUAAAUGUUUAAAAGUAAUUGUAUGUGUAAAAAUGGAAUGAGCGCGAGUGGAGUGCAAAGAACGCAUGCGUCAUGCAGAACACUCGACAAGGAUCGCCGCAUACAGUCCUGUUUAACAAGCGGGUUUUUGUGCUUGUGUUUCAGUGUUUUUCCGGUGAAGUAAAAAUCAUCACAUCAUUGAAAAAGAACCCCAUGCAUGCCUGGAAUUUAUUCACCUUGUCCAAUUGUGCAACAUAGACACAUAGAUAAUAUCCCCCCAAAACCCUACGAAGUGCCGCUGAGUCCGUGUCCAUUUUUUGCAUGAGACGGAGCUGAUCAUUUCCUGCCUGUAAACGAAAGUGAAAUUAAGUGUCGGGAUUUUAAAGGCAGAGUCGCCAUUUUAUCAAGAAACAUUUUAUCAAGAUUCUGGAAUAAUGUAAAGAUAUUCUAUGUUUCAAGAGGCCCCAGCAGGAAUCAUCUGGUCUGGAUCAGCAUAGAAAUGGAUGGAUCUGCUUCUGAAAUGUGCCCCCCUGUGGGGUGUAACAGAAAGAGCGCUGAGAGUGUCCUGAUGAAGAGAGCAGACUCCCCUGUACCCAGCUGUGUUUCCCUGAAGAGUGACUGGUCAAUGGACCCCCCACUCAACUUCAGAGAGGAACCUUUUCCUACAGAUCAAAGAGACCAAAUGGAAGAUUGCAGUUCAGAUCUACAUGAUAAAUCGGGUUUAUCAUCCAUAUUGAAGUCACUAGAGGAAAAAGCCAUGAAGUUCCUAAAGGAGGAACUGAAGACAUUUGUGAGGUACCUAGAUCAGAAUUACCCAGAAUGCUCUGAGCCUCAGCUGGAGGAGGACAAUGACCUGGACAGUGAUGGUCAGAUGCAGAAGACCAGUGUUAGAGAGGUAGCUCUGAAGAUAACACUGUACAUCCUGAGGACCAUGAAGCAAGAUGAUCUUGCUGACCUGCUGGACAAGAGACAGCUCAUGCUACAGGAAAUCAAAGCUAAACUUAAGAAGCAAUUUGAGUGUGUAUUUGAAGGGAAAGCUAAGGAAGGACAGCCAACACUUCUCAGUGAGAUUUACACAGAACUCUACAUAACUGAAGGUGGGACUGGAGCAGUGAAUGAUGAACAUGAAGUGAGACAGAUUGAAACAGCAUCCAAGAAAAGGCGAACAGAAGAUACUACAGUCAAGUGCAAUGAUAUAUUUAAACCCUUAUGUGGGCGUGAGACACCUAUCAGAACUGUACUCACUAAAGGGGUGGCAGGUAUCGGGAAAACAGUCUCUGUGCAGAAAUUUAUUCUCGACUGGGCAGAAGGAAAAGCAAACCAGGAUGUUCACUUCAUAUUUGCUCUUCCUUUCCGGGACCUGAAUUUGAUUAAGAGUGAAUACAGUCUGAUUGAACUGCUUCACCACUUUGUCCCAGAACUGAAAUCAUUUCAAUCCACUGACCUGUUUAGCUCCAAAGUCUUGUUCAUCUUUGAUGGUCUGGAUGAGUGUCGCCUUCCUCUGGAUUUUCAGAACAAUGAGAGCUGGUUUGAUGUAACAAAGAAAAUGUCACUGGAUGUGCUGUUGACUAACCUCAUUAAGGGGAAUCUGCUCCCAUCCGCUCUCCUCUGGAUAACCUCCCGGCCAGCAGCAGCCAAUCAGAUACCUGCUAAGUGUGUCCACCAGGUGACAGAGAUACGAGGGUUCAGUGAUGCCCAGAAGGAUGAGUAUUUCAGGAGGAGAUUUAAUGAUGAGAGCCUGGCCAGCAGGAUUAUCACACAUGUGAAAUCAUCAAGGAGCCUCUUCAUCAUGUGCCACAUACCUGUGUUCUGCUGGAUUUCAGCCACUGUGCUUAAGAGGCUUUUUAGUGAGAUUGACAGGGGAGAAAUUCCAAGGACUCUGACUGAAAUGUACACUCACUUCCUGAUCUUUCAGACAAGUUUAAAAAAUGACAAGUAUAUGAAAAACCAAGAAACUAAGCCUAAAGAAUACAGCAAGGAAUUCCUUUUAAAACUUGGUAAACUGGCUUUUGACAACCUGGAGAAAGGAAAUCUUAUAUUUUAUGAGCAAGAUCUGUCAGAGAAUGGCAUUGAUGUCACUGAAACUUCAGUUUACUCUGGAGUGUGCACAGAAGUCUUUAAAGAGGAGUAUGGGUUGUACCAGGAGAAGGUGUACUGCUUUGUGCAUCUGAGCAUCCAGGAGUAUCUCGCUGCUUUAUAUGUGUUUCUGUCAAACUCAUCAGCUGACCUGCUGAAGACUGCAGUGAAUCAGGCAUUAGAGAGCAAGAAUGGACACUUGGACCUCUACCUCCGCUUCCUCCUGGGCCUCUCAACAGACUCCAGUAAGACUCUGUUACAAAGGCUACUGGGGCCGACAAGAAUCAGCUCACAUACCAUUAUGGAAACAGUCCAAUACAUCAAGGAGAAAAUACAGGAGAAUUUAUCUCCAGAAAGGAUCAUCAACCUGUUCCACUGUCUGACUGAGCUGGGUGACAAUUCUCUAGUAGAGGAAGUACAAAGAUACCUGAAUUCAGGAAACAUUUCAGUAGAUGGCCUCUCACCUGCACAAUACUCAGCUCUGGCCUUUGUGAUGCUGAUGUCAGAUGAGGAGCUGGAUGUGUUUGAUCUGAAGAAAUACAUCAGACGAGAUAAAGAGCACUGCAGGCUGCUGCCUGUGGUCAAGAACUCCAGGACGGCUCUGCUGAACAGCUGUGAUCUCAUAGAUAAACACUGUGAAGUGCUGUCUUCAGCUCUAAGAUCAAACUCUUCCCCCCUGAGAGAGCUGGACCUGAGUGAUAAUAACCUGAAAGAUUCAGGAAUGAAGCUGCUCUCUGCUGCACUGGAAGAUUUACACUGUAAACUGGAGAUAUUGAGGGUGGGCCGGUGUGAACUCACAGAGAAAUGCUGUGAGGCACUGGCUUCAGCUCUCAGAUCAAACUCCUCACCCCUGAGAGAGCUGGACCUGAGUAACAAUGACCUGCAGGACUCAGGAGUGAAGCUGCUCUCUGUUGGACUGGAGGACUUACACUGUAAACUGGAGAUACUGAGACUGUCAGGCUGUAGAGUCACAGAAGAAGGCUGUUCUUCCCUGGCUUCAGCUCUGAGGUCAAACCCCUCACACCUGAGAGAGCUGGAUCUGAGCUACAAUCACCCAGGAGACUCAGGAGUGAAGCUGCUCUCUGCUGUACUGGAGGAUCCCAGCUGUAAACUGGAGAAGCUGAAUGUGGAUCACGGUGGAGAGUGCAGGACCAGACCAGGCUUACAGAAAUACUCCUGCCAGCUGACGCUGGACCCCAACACAGCAAACAGACGCCUGUCUCUGUCAGGGGGGAACAGGAAGGUGACAGGGGGGGCAGAGCAGCCAUAUCCUGAUCAUCCAGAGAGAUUUGACAGCUGCCCCCAAGUUCUGUGCAGAGAGAGUCCGACUGGCCGCUGUUACUGGGAGGCUGAGUGGGAUGGAGAUGCUGCCUGCAUAGGAGUGACUUAUAAAGGGAUCAGGAGGAAAGGAGGGAGUUAUGACUGUGGGCUUGGAUACAAUGACAAGUCAUGGAGUCUGCGCUGUAAUACUAUCAGUUACUCUGUCUGGCACAAUAAUAAACAGACUCUCAUACCCAUAGAGCCCUCAGGCUCCCGCAGAGUAGGGGUGUUUCUGGACUGGGGGGCUGGUGCUCUGUCCUUCUACAGAGUCUCCUCUGAUGGACUGACCCCCCUGCACAGAUUCACCUCCUCAUUCACUGAGUCCCUCUAUCCAGGGUUUCGGGUUUUUAACUCCUCAGUGUCACUGUGACGUGUUGCUGGUUCUCCUGCAAAAAGGUAAAAUCUCUGCUUUUUAACCUUUAUAAUCCUUUUUACUCUGAAAUGUACAGAACUGUGCAAAAGUCUUAGGCAGGCAAAGAAAAUGAUGUUUAGAUUAUCCUCCUGUUGGUGUAAAACUAUGAUAUGAUGCCUGUCAAAGUGUGUCAGCUUCGCCAUUUCAGAACCUCUGCUAAAAUCAUCCCAGUAUUUGCAGUGACCGUCCAGUGCAGCCAUGUAUUUUUUGACUUGACCACUAACACACCUCAUACAGCUAGUCAGUCUCUCACUGACUUUUUAAACUGAUAUAUUUAAUUAUUUAAUUGAGCUGUUGGUGAAAUUUAACAAGAUCAUGGAACGACUGAGGUGCCCCUGAGGAGAAGUUUGGGAACUGAAGCGGUGUUCAUCUAGCCAUCCAACUAGAUAUCAGUAACUUUUUAGGAAACAGAAGAAAUUAUUACUAGUUUUUAUUGUGUUACUCUUAAUUUGUUCUAAUGUUAAAUUGUGUAUUUUGUUCUAAGCCAAAGUACACUUGCAACCCAGAUAAACAGCUUUAAACAUUUCUUUGGACUGCCUAAGACUUUUGUGUUUGACAAAAAAUAAAUGACUGUCUUCAGUGAGCUGAAUAACAUGAAAAAUAUAGUUUUUUAUACGUUUUCUCUCUGACUAAAAUGUAAUUAAAUGUAAUCCUGAUUCGGGGGGGCUAUCCCCUUCUCUUGUAUAUGUACAUUUUAUAUAUUUAUGUCCAUUUACUGUAUUCCCUCCCUCUACAAUGACAAUAAAGGC